AACCGCUUCCAGCAAAUAAUUCCACUAGCGGUUUUGUGGUCUUCAGUCACAUGAAACCCAAAACCACUUUUCCAGCUCAAUUCUCUCUGAGUUGGGUCAAGAACAGGGGAAAUUCUUUUUCCACUGCAAUGAAGAGCUCAUCAUCCUCAAAACAAAAAGACCAAGGGAUUGUCGAAACGGAAGGGAAGGAUGAGGUGCUGGAGAGGGGAGGAGGAGAGGGUCAGAUUAAAGGGUCGGAGGCAGGCUCGACAAGCAGGCAAAUUAAGUUCUCGAAGAGACGGAAUUCAUUGCUCCGGAAAGCUGAGGAAAUUGCCACCCUAUGUGAUUCCGAAGUCGGCCUAAUCAUCUUCGCCUGCACUGGCCAACUCUAUGAGUACUCCAGCACCAGCAUGAAGGAAAUCAUCGAACGCUACAAUAAUCAAAAGGGUGAAAGCCAUGAAGCACUCGAAACCAAUGCUCCCAGUGAUAUUAAAGUUUUGCAAGAUGAAGUGGCGAGCUUGAAACUGCAGAUUCAAGAUCUGCAAGACAGAAACAGACGACUGAUGGGAGAAACUUCUGACAUGGGCAUCAAAGAUUUGGAGAUCUUGGAGAACCAACUGGAAUUGCAUUUAUCAGCCGUGCGUCUUCAGAAGGACCAACAUAGAAGCGGUUACAUUAAGGAGCUGCACCUGAAGAGGAACCGAGUUCAUCAAGAAAAUAUAGAGCUCAAAGAGAAGAUGGACCUGAUUGGCAAAGGAAACAAGGAAUACUUGAAUGACGAGUUUUACAAAGAAAGGAAUUCAUUAGGUGGAGCUGAUGUUUGCCAAAGUUCUCAUGAACAUACUGAUGGUAGAUACUUCCCAAGUGUACCAAUACAAUACGUCUACCAAGUGCCGCCUCCUCUGCCUAAUCGAGACGAUGAUGACCAAACUCCAGUGACAACAGAACUGGGGUUGGGAUUGCCUUAGGUUGGCAACUCGAUAACUAAGGGAGAAUGACUAACCAAGAUCUCCCUUUCUGUGAUGAGCAGGAAUUGCUCAUCAGUGGCGUGGCAAGCAAGUCAUUGAAAAUCUUGCUUUCUUAUGCAUUACAGUGUUGGAUAUUCCUUGACUUAGCUUAUGCAAUUUCCGCUUAUAUGUGCCUCGAAGCUGGUUCAUAAUGACCGUACGAUCUUCCAAUUUCUAAUGAUGCAUGUAUUACCAAUGCCCGACUUGUUAACAUAUGGAACUCCGUUAAAUAAAUUGAUAACGUAGGGAAAAUGCCAGCCUGCAA
Messenger RNA from Punica granatum (pomegranate), 1251 nucleotides. The record is from RefSeq and is a predicted model, not a curated record. Lineage: Eukaryota; Viridiplantae; Streptophyta; Magnoliopsida; Myrtales; Lythraceae.